UGGGCAUCGACUUGGGCACGACGUACUCGGUGGUGGCCAUCUCCCAGAAGAACAACGUGACGGCGAUUGCAGACGCCCAAGGCCACGUCCUGGUGCCGUCCACCGUGGCGUUCCUACCCAAUGGAGGUUCGUUCAACAAUGGCUACCUUGUUGCUGUACUUCUGCUAUAAUAUUAACGCGGCACCUGUGGUGGAUGAUGGAGCAGAGGUGAUCGUGGGGAGGAAAGCUCGAGCUCAUCGCACAACGGACCCGACGCACACUAUCUUCAACGCCAAACGGUUCAUCGGUCGGAGCUUCGAUGACGUUGGCGAGUCGGAGGUCGACUCGAACGGUGUGUCGCCCUACGAAUUCACAGUCAAGCCGGUGCUCGACAACGCCCACGACGGCGUGUGCUUCGCGCUUGGCUUUCCGGGUCAGCAGGACUGUGUGACUCCCGUGCAGAUCGGGAGCGCGGUGGUGAGCCACCUCCGCAGCAUGGCGCACCGCUUCGUCGGCCACGACCAGAUCACCAAGGCGGUGAUUGCGGUGCCUGUGGACUUUAACGCUCGACAGCGGGACGCUACCGUUGCGGCAUUUCGAGUGGCUGGCUUGGAGGUCUCGCGCGUGCUGGAAGAGCCGACGGCUGCGGCCAUUGCCUACGGUCUGCACCAGGACCCGAACGUGAGCUUCAUGCUCGUGUUUGACUUUGGAGGCGGCACGCUGGACGUCUCGCUGCUCUUUGCGCGCAAUGGUGCCAUCAGUGUCCUUGAUACGCUGGGAGAUAACCACUUGGGAGGCGAGGACGUAGACGCGCUGCUGACCGCGUGGCUCGUGAGGGAGUUCGAGGCACAAAUUGGCUCACGCAUUACCUCCCGAGGGGUAGAGGGCGAGGAAAAAAGCUUGGACGACGACGCGACAGACCCACCGUGUACAUUGGCAGGCGUCCGCCGUGCUGCAGAGCUGCUGAAACGUCGGCUGACUGACGCUACAACAGCGAGCGCUACUUGCGUCUGGAGUGAAGGUGGAAGCAAGGCUCGAGUUGAGGUUAAAGCUUCGCGAGCACAGUUUGAAGAACUGUGUGGGCCGUUGUUGGAGCGCACGAUGAUCCCAGUGCGCGAUGUCCUGGAGGCGAACAACAUGGAGACGGAGGAGAUCGAUGCGGUGGUGCUAGUCGGAGGGUCCUCGCGCAUCCCGUGGGUGCGUCAGCGCCUCACGACGAUGUUCCAAGACCGGGCGCCACUUUCAACUAUCGAUCCUGACCUCGCCGUCGCGUAUGGAGCCGCGCGAACGUUGGAUUAGAUGAUAGCUAGCGGCAAUCAAUAGAGGACGACAAUUUCAUUCAUGCUAACAACCAGCAACCUACGCCUGUGAGCUCACCACCAAUAGAACACCAUUGCUAUCUUGGUAAGCUCGUUGAUUGUCGUCUUUCACGAGUCCCUAAUGCGUCUAGAGGGCAGUGAUCGCGGUUUGCGCUAGCAUAGAGAACAACACAUGCGCAAAUGUUAGCCUGUGAAAUCCUUACAAAUCUGUAAUAGCCAACAAACUCCCUUACCAAUCUCGGCGAGAUCAGGAGAUGCAUUCGCCGCGUAAAAGUCCUGGAUGUGGUCGAGUGCAAACUUCUCCAGCCGCUCAUUGAUUCCGUCGUCGUCCUGGUCGGCGCGGUAGCCACGCUGCGCCGCGAUCGACUUGGUGCAGCUUACGAGCGCGAAGUACGCGCGCAGGUUCUGCUUCUUGUUGAGCUCGAUCGAGUGCGCGUAGUGCUUGCGCGCCUUCAGCAGGUUGUCCAGGCCGCCGAUCGUCGAGUAGAUCUAAAUACACAGCCAUACAAGCGUUCAGGACCUCUCCAUUGUAUGCUGACUCUGCACGUUUCGACGUACGUCAGCCAGGCGGCUGUGCGCGAUGGAGUCCAUGGGGUUCAGCAGCACCAGCUCCUCGUAGCAGAAGGCGCCGUAGCGGUACGCGCCCAUGGACAGGUACGUCUCGCCAAGCUCCGUCCACUGCGAGAAACACCAGAAGAAUAAAACCACGUUUCAGCACAGUUAAGCCAGCACCCUCCCCCAACUGCACCGCUGCAACGUACAGCCGCCUGGUCCGUGCCGAAGCUGCGCAGGAACUCGUUGAGCGCCGUGACCACGUCCGCCGUCUUCUUCUGCGCCUUGAGCACCGCGAUCUUGCGCUUGAGCACCAGCGCGUUGGCCGGGUUGGCCUCCAGCAGCUCGUCGUACAGCGCCAGCGCCUUGGCGAACUCCCCGCGCUGCUCCAGCUGCAUGCCCUCGAGUCGGGCGACGCGCGAGCUGCCCGGGAACUUGGUCUGCAGGGCCUUCAGACACGUCUGUUUAAACACCGACACGAAUACAGUAAAAGCCGUCAUAACGAUGAUGAUACACACACAACCUCGCUGUUUCAACGACGCAGGAAGGUUAUUCACCUCCGCCAGC
Molecule: messenger RNA, 2417 nt
Organism: Phytophthora sojae
Lineage: Eukaryota; Oomycota; Peronosporomycetes; Peronosporales; Peronosporaceae
Exons: 1
Coding region: 139-1278 (379 amino acids)
Biological process (GO): protein refolding; cellular response to unfolded protein
Cellular component (GO): cytoplasm
Molecular function (GO): misfolded protein binding; heat shock protein binding; ATP-dependent protein folding chaperone
Source: RefSeq, a predicted model, not a curated record